GGCCAAUCUACUGUUGGAAAUUCGACGUACACCACUGAUAAUCACGGAUUUGUUUAUUUACUGACUACUUCUACUUCAGUCACUGUUGACUCUUGUGUUUUGUGUCCGUCAAUAAGAUAUCUUAAUAGCAGUCUUAAAAGAGACACUUACGCCCUUGGAUUCGCCAAUCCAAAUAAUGUAGACUACUAUCUUACUAUUUCAUUAAAAUUAAGUCCUUCAGUAACAAGUCAAGCGAAUUAUCCAACAAACGCAUUCAAUCCUAACCCAACAAACGCAUUCAAGCCUUCAUCAAGUCAAUCAAAUACUCCAGGAAGCAAUUCAAAUCAGCAAGACUCUUCAUCCAAUAAUACAUUGCUUGUUGGUGUUGGCGUUGGUGCUGGUGUUUUACUUGUUGGCAUGUUAGCUCUUCUUGGAUUUUUUUACUUCUAUAACAAAAGAAGAACACACCAUGCAAUCAUUGAAAUGCCUGGUAGCAAUACUCCUUAUUGA
Molecule: messenger RNA, 489 nt
Organism: Racocetra fulgida
Lineage: Eukaryota; Fungi; Glomeromycota; Glomeromycetes; Diversisporales; Gigasporaceae
Source: the annotation of a GenBank genome assembly